GAUUCGUAAACAGAAGCGUGUUGGUUGGUCGGCGAUCGUCCCGCAAGUCGCAUGUGGUGCGUUGCGUGCUGUGAUUGUUUUCUGGUGAAAUUCGGCCGGUUUGUGAUAAUUUCCAGGAGAAAUAUUUGGCGGAAAUCGAGCCAAUCUAGUGCAGCAGAGCAACAUGAACUUCCUCCGGCAAACGCUCAACAUUACUAAAUCGUUCGCCAAUGAAGCAUUUUCCACCUUCCUGCAGCGGGGCACGAUGGCCACGCUGAACCAAAUGCACCGCUCCGGGCCGCACAUCAAAGAGCGCCCGCCUCGGCAACCGUUGGAUGGUAAACCCUUUGCCAAGGGUGUAGUUCUGAAGACGCUCAUCAAAAAGCCCAAGAAGCCCAACUCGGCCAACCGGAAGUGCGUACUGGUGCGGCUCAGUACCGGGAAGGAACUGGUGGCCUAUGUUCCCGGCAUAGGGCACAACCUGCAGGAGCACAACAUUGUGCUGGUGCGGGUCGGGCGGAUGCAGGAUUUGCCCGGUGUCAAGAUCAAGUGCGUUCGCGGUAAGUACGAUCUGGCGCACGUUAUCAAGCAGAAGUAGUUUCCGAUGGGGCAGUUGUGGUUUGGGAUGAUGUAUUAGGUUACAGUGAUCGAAGAAAAUUGUUUUGAAAUGUA
Aedes albopictus (Asian tiger mosquito) is the source of this 651-nucleotide messenger RNA. Its product is annotated as small ribosomal subunit protein uS12m. Gene Ontology annotation, biological process: translation. Gene Ontology annotation, cellular component: ribosome; small ribosomal subunit. Gene Ontology annotation, molecular function: structural constituent of ribosome. The coding region runs from base 164 to 577 and encodes 137 amino acids. The record is from RefSeq and is a predicted model, not a curated record. Lineage: Eukaryota; Metazoa; Arthropoda; Insecta; Diptera; Culicidae. The transcript is spliced from 3 exons.